Messenger RNA from Drosophila melanogaster (fruit fly), 5479 nucleotides. RefSeq lists its product as uncharacterized. Gene Ontology annotation, cellular component: nucleus. Gene Ontology annotation, molecular function: DNA binding. Bases 199 to 5091 code for a protein of 1630 amino acids. Gene Ontology annotation, biological process: regulation of DNA-templated transcription; DNA-templated transcription. Lineage: Eukaryota; Metazoa; Arthropoda; Insecta; Diptera; Drosophilidae. The record is from RefSeq and is marked reviewed. The transcript has 2 exons.
ACCGUUUAAAAAUCAUUCAAAAAUUAUUCAAAAUUGCUUGUUUAUUGUCACUUUUGUUUUUCCUGUCCAAAUAUUUCGGCUUGGGCGCAAUAUAUAGCUCCAAACUAGGCAUACAACCUCUGUAGGUUCAAUAGGAAAACGCUAUGGAAGAUUGAUCACCGAGUCGCUGGAAAGGAUUGUGGAGAACAGAGGGGCACGAUGGCACAGAAGGAUAUUACGUCGUAUUUGAAUUUGGAGCGAUUGAAGAAGACGCAGAAGCUCAUCCGACUUUAUCGAUCGAACGAGUGCCUCUGGAAUCCAAAGUCACCUGGUUUCCAUAGUGGUUCUGCGAAGGAUGACGCCUGGCGACAAAUCACCCGGCGGAUGAACUGCGGCCUGACUCCUGACCAGGUGGAGCUGCAGGUGCUCGGUCUGCGGCACUACUACUCCAAGGAAUUGGCCGCCAUCCGAAAUAGUCAAAUUGAGGGUUAUAGUUAUAGUCCAAGGUACUCCUACUUCGAGGACUUGCAUUUCUUGGGAAACUUGGAGGAGGAAGCUAACUGUCCCAUUAAGGAAGGACAUUUCCCACCCAAUUUUUCGGAGGACACAUUCAUAUCGCCUCUAGCUUUUUUAAGUCCCAGCUGCAGUGAAACCAGGUGCGGGUACACCUUCUACAAGAUGAUUCUAGAGCCUGAGCCACCAAAUGAAGAGUUCUUAGGUGUGCACCAUGAAAGAUCUACGUCCGGCAAUGAUCGGUGGUAUCCCACUGCGUACUGUGUUCGUUGCAAGCCAGAGGAAGACGAAGAUCCUUGUGAAGCGUGCGAGCUAAGAGGUCAAAGCAGUCGUCCUCAAUUCGGAAGUAAGAGCUCUUUAGAAGGCGGAGAAAGCGGCAGUACCAACCCAAGGAUGUCUAAUCGGUAUCAGGAACAGGAUCAGUCAAAUAAAUUCCAAAAAAGUGAUAGCAAACAGUAUCGAACUGGGAAACCAUGUUCAUGUCCCACGAAAGACAACCCAGAAAAGCGUUCAUCGCAAACGCAACAAAAUGAUGUGUACGUCGGUGCUGACAACUGGGAUGGUUACGAGUCCGUCGGCAAUGGUAUACGCAGCGAUAGAUGGCCAGGUCCCAGACUAUGUUCCCAAAAACGCGGAGAGUGGAAGCCCAGGUUCCGUAAAGUAAUCGGCGAGGACAAUCAGAAGUCGUGCUGCGACAGCUGGAAGCGAAAUAAUAAUGCCGUGUGCGGGAGACUUCUAGACCAGUUGGCCAAGCAACAGAAUCAACCCGGCAGUUACUCCGACGAUGGAGACUCCGUUCGGAAUCAAAGCUGCGGCUGUACGAAGAAUCGCCGCCAGUCAGGCGAGGAUCAGUUAAACGUAAUGCUGUUGCAGAAGAAGUAUAGGGAUCGGACUUUGUCGAACAAUGCAAACAAUCCUACCACCGAUCGACACAGCAACACUCAACCGAUUUCGGAUCAAACUUACUAUAACACCAGCCAUCCAGUUCCGAACUGUUGUUACUGCACUUAUAACCAAGUAAAUCAAGACGUUCAGCGCUGCAAUAUCCAUGGAUGCCAGUGCAUUUACUGCAAUCAAACUGUGCCUCCCGCCCACGGUAACUACUACCAACCGCAUCAUGUCGAUCAGAAUGCCAGGAACUAUUCUCGAUCAGCUCCACCAGACGCUCCAUAUGAUGAAACGGUUUACCUGAAUGACUACGGACGAUCUAUGUAUCCGGAGCCACAGCAUGUGUAUUGCAUCAAUGCGGAGGAUGCGCCCACAGAUGUGUGGGUACAGGCACAGUCCCCAGAUGCCUCUACUAACCCAUCCCAGAUGCCCAUGGCACCGCCUUCAAAGUCUUGGAAUCAGGAAAAGGCAACUCGGCCGCUUCAGCCAGCCAAAAAAGGCAAUGCCACAGCACCGCCACCUCAGGACCCAAUGAAGACAUAUUCUUCAAAAGCUAGUGCAUUAGAAAAGCAUGAGCAAUCUGGACAGAAUCUUAUCCCAACUGAGCAAACUAAAUCGAUGCCAGAGGAUUUUCAAUCAAAGACCGUGCAAAAAUCGAAUGAUCAAGGUGAACGAUCCAACUUAGGAAGAAGAUCCUACGGAUCCGAAAGUUCCAAUUACAACCAAGGAAGGAUUCAAAAUGAGGAACGAUCUCGCAGGGACGGUCCAGAUCGUCCUGACCAGAAGAAAUAUAUAUGUGAGGAUGAUAAUUGCCCAGUUAAUAAACGCCAUCAAAACGAGGAGCGUCCUUCAAAAAGGCGAUCUCGUAAAGAUGAUGAAGUUGGUAAUAACCAUAAUUCCAAUUAUGAAGAUUCACCUCCCCCACGACGAAGAAAAGACAAUGCCGAUGAAGCGAAAAAUCAAAAAGUUUUCCAACUUCAAACUGAUGACUCCCAGUUAAUGGCAUGUCCCGCGUAUGAUCGUCGUGAUCCUAAGGAAUGUCCCCAUUUAAAAUGUCCUAGUCCAAAACACCGAGAAGAAGGAGUAGCUCGGAACUCAAGAAAUCGCGACUACGAGGAGAAUAAUGAACGAACCUCCAAGUCUAGGAGGAGCAGUCCUUUGAGAAAUACUUACAAUGAAGAAGAGCAGCAGGCUCCCAGAGAAAGAUCCAGUAGUCAUGGCCGGGAGGAUAAUUUUAGGACAAAGAGAAAAUCAAAUGAAGAAACUAAAAGAUCCAAAAGAAGAUCCGAUGAAAUCUGCAAUGACGAAACGUGUCCAUUUGGAGUCUUUACAUCUAGGCAAAAUAAAUACCAAUCCGAACGUCGAACAAGAAAUAGUGGGGAAAAUGAGUACUCUAGACAUGGCAAUGGAACGAAUCCGCGUUCCAAAAGAAGAGAUAAUGAUAAUCCAUGCAAUAAUGACACUUGUCCAUAUGCCGAUUCCUUGGAAAUUAAUAUGGCCAGGUCGAGAAAACAUAGCGAUCGAUCUUAUUCUAAAGAGAAUGACGAGGAGGAAAAAAUAGCAAGGAGAUAUAGGAGUGAAUCCUCACCAAGAAGGCGAUCGCGGGAAAACGAUGAUUAUGAAGAUACCGCAAAAAGCUAUAGAAGAGAAAGCGAUAAGUAUAGGAAACCAAGAAGAGAAGAUCCUGACUAUGAUUCAGAUUACAAUGAAUAUGGACAGAGAAGAUAUAACAAUCGCUACAGUGAUAAUUAUCCUGAAUAUCGUACUUCUAUAGGAAAGCCAAACAAGUACUCCAAACGAGAGCACAGAAAUUCACCUUCUAGAUAUGCUGAAGGACCUCGUGAAGAUUACCGAACUGAAUACAAAUACAGAAACCAUGGAAAUACUUUAGAGGAUUGUUAUUGUGACGAUUUUGAAUCGGAUGAAUAUGAUGCCAAUAAUCCAUAUGAUGCCUAUCCUAGAAGGGAGAACGCUACCGUUCGAAAUCGAAAUGCUCCAAUGGAGUACAAUGGAAGAGAAUCUUCAAGAAGACCCAAACGGCCCUCGAAGUAUGAUAACUCGGAGAGCGAGGAUAUGCCUUACAAUAAGUCAGAGCGCAUAGAUACUAAUCGAAAUCGUAAUGCAGACAAUAUCACAACGAAAAGGAAUCCAUCCUAUUCCAGAGAAGCUGAUCUAUACGAUUCAGCAGAGGAUGACUGCUUCUGCAGCGAUGAAGAAAUCCCCCACGCAACAGCAAAUAGGAACUCUCGGUCGAGUAGAAAUGAUCGCAGGUCAUCAGGUCUUGCCAACAAUGGAAAACAAGAUAGAUCCAGAAGAUCCGAAACUACCGAAUCCCGAAGAAAUGAAUCAAGGAAUAGUGACAGGGCACCGGAAACUCGUCCUUCAAAUAGGGAUAUAAAAGAAAUACAAAAUCCUAAUAAUGCAUAUGAUAUAGACAUUAAAAAUAAAACGCACGACGUAGGUGAAUAUUCCAAGAACGACAACAGGAACGCUAAUCAUAACAGUAUCGUGAGCCCAGUCUCUGACGAUGAUUGUAUUUGCGACGUGGAAAGUGAUCCGAAAGAUCCCAAGUCAACUGUGCCGGAGAAACGAAAUCAGGCUGGCAGUAUAUGCAUAAAUCUAAGCACAUCAGUGGAAGACAAAGAACAUAAGAUGCAGUCAUUUGGAAAAGCCAAGAAAACUGCAGAACCAACGGUUAUGGUACCCAAAUCAUUAGAUGCCUCUAACAGAUUGAGGGAACAAAAGGAGGGCAAGACAAAGCUAGUAACCACCAGUGAAAACCAGUCGUCAUCCGCCAAGAAGAAUAUCCGCGCCAAAACUGGAAUAUCGCCCAGAGUGCAAUCGAGAUCCACCAGCCCCGUUCGCCAAACAGGAGCUACGAAGAUUCAGCCAGGAGAGCCGGUCAAGAGACGAACGACGACUAGAAGUCCUUCCCAGAACGCCGCCAAGAGAACAAUGGAAACUCAUGCAGCUGCCAACAGCAAGUUGCCCUUUGAUCUAAAUUCUGCCGCCUAUUUUAUUUGCAAGUUACAGGAUGAAGGUAACAACCAUCAGUACCUGCUUGUGGUGCCCAAGAAGCCGAUUGGAACACCCGAUGGCCACCGGAAGGCCCCAGGACAGGAGUCUGUGAAGCAGCUACACUGCCCAAGGCAGUGCUCCGGCUUUCAGAGCAUGUCCUGGGACGAUUCGGCGACCGCGACCCGAUCCCAGCCACCUCUGCAAUCCCAGGCGAGUGGUGGCCUUUCCAUACUGGGCUCCUUUAGGAUUCCACCAGUGCUGGCCAGCACAGCGCUGGGCAUCAUCAAAGAGCAUCUCCACAGGAACACCGUGCUUCAAAAGCCAGAUGCCAGAGAAAGAGAAGCAUUAUAUCCACCCAGAAGGAUGCGGCGCAUUCUUAUGACCAGACCGAUUUCAAGGCCAAGGAGACCAGUACUUCGUCCAUCCCACAAAGCUAAUGCUCCCAUUCUGAAGGAGAACAGAACCCUGCUGCUCACCAGCAAUCCCUUUCGAAACUUGAGCUUCAGCGAUCACAAUCGAGAAGUUAUUGUCCUGCAUCCGCCGGAUCCUGGCUUUCGGCCAUCGAAAAACUCCUUCAGCAAGGGCGAAGUGGAGGUGCAGCACAUCACAGUGCCCAACGAAGAUACCGUUGUGAAGCCCGUGCCACCCACGCCACCUACGAAACCCAAAAGGACAUCGGUGAUCAAUCCAUAGCUGUUAUGUCCUCACACAAACUCGCCCUCUCGUCAUAAAAAAAAAAAAACAGCACCCAACCGAAGCCGAAGGACUCAGCUGCCUUUUUUAUUCAAUGAGAGGAGUUUUGGCCAGGAGUUCAGGGGUGUCACGCUACACCGCCCACUGUGGUGGCUUCGCAGUUUCGGAAUCGUUCGGGGUUAGACCAAAACUUGAAGUACGCCUAUCAAUGAACUGUUGAGUAAUUAAUUUAUGAUCGUUUUUGAAAUCAUUGAGGCGUAGCCAAACGAUCUGAUGGCCAAUUGAAUCUGGGGAUCUGUGAAUAGUAGUGGGCUGGUUAUAAUUGGUAGAAAGGGUUAGAUGAGUAGCUCAUUUUGGAUUGAACACUUGGUUCACAAUCAAGCGAUGC